Molecule: messenger RNA, 285 nt
Organism: Linum tenue
Lineage: Eukaryota; Viridiplantae; Streptophyta; Magnoliopsida; Malpighiales; Linaceae
Source: the annotation of a GenBank genome assembly
AUGAUGAUGUCGAUUUUCAGCUCCUUCGACGUUCUGUCAGGGGAAUUCUUUGGGCAGAAGAUCAAUAAGCUGCCAUCGGGCCUGUGCAGGCAAGCCGACGGCGGCGAUUGGACGAAACUGGACGGCGGGAAGUCGCCGUCGUCGUCGCCGCCGGCGGCGGCGGAGAAGAAUAGGCAGGAAGGCGAGGGAUCUCAUCAGGUGAGUGGGAAACGGCUGGCGGCGGGUACGAGGUUCGCCGUGGAGUUGGAUGGGGUUCACUGUUUCGAGACAAUUGUUUGUUACUGA